Paramuricea clavata is the source of this 1348-nucleotide messenger RNA. The record is from the annotation of a GenBank genome assembly. Lineage: Eukaryota; Metazoa; Cnidaria; Anthozoa; Malacalcyonacea; Plexauridae.
AUGUCAAAAAAGACAAAAACAACUAUUGCCUUGGAUGUUAAGUUGAAUUUAACACCACCAAAGCGAAAAAAAAAGCUCCAAAAGAGCAAAUGUAUGCUUAAAUGUAAACUUGAAAAGGAUGAACCCAGCAUCAGGUUUAGUAAAAAGUCGCGAGAAGUUGUUUAUCGAGCUGCACAGCUUCGGAAUGAUGACACUGUUAUUGCCAUCCUUGAUUCUUUUGGGGAAGAGCUACCUUCAGUUGAUUAUGGAUAUCACAGGAAGUGUUAUCAGAAAUACACCAAUAAGAGGCUUUUAGAAAAGUUGAAUGAGGAAGUCAUCGAGCCUGAGGAAACAGUUCAAACCGUUGAGCUUGAAGCGUCGACAUCGGCCGAGAGUAUCCUGCAGACUCCAUGUACUUCGUCCAGAAAGAGAGGUCGUCAAGGUAUAAUUAUUGCGUUUUAUUCUAUAAAAUAUAGUGCUUUAUAGAGAUUUUGAGCACUGAUAAAAGUGAUAAUCUCACAUGUGGGAUUAUUCAUGAUAAUUUCACAUAUGAAAAUUAUCGCUUUUCAGGAAAGAUUAUCGCUUUUCAAAGACUGUCCUUUAACCCAUUAAGCGCCAGCACUCUCCCCUUGACGUCUGGCGUUAGACAGAGUAAAAUGCUAAAGUAGGGUGCAUCAGGGUGCAAUGCGACUCAAUGGGUUGAUAUAAUAAACAGAAAAAUACAUGGGUGCUUGGAAAUACCAGAUUUAUUUCUCGUAUUGAACAUGAUAUAUCACUCGUUCGCUGCGCUCACUCGUGGGAUAUCAUGUCCAACACUCGAAAUAAAUCAGGUAUUUCCGCGCACUCAUGUAUUAUUCUCUAUAAAUAUCGUGUAUAUAGAGAGAAUAUUACAUGGUUGCGAGGAAAUAUGAAAUUUAUUUCGAGUAUGGAACAGGCCCGUAGCUGAGGGGGGGCCUGGGGGGGCAAUGCCCCCUCACUCGGUGGGGCAUUGUUGUGUGAAAAUGUACCUUAACAGUGAUAUCGUCGUCAUAUAGGUAAAAUUUUGGCUGAUCACGAGUGCUGCAUCUGUGGAACGAAAAAGACUGCGCGAACUGGAAGUGGAUAUGAGCCGUUGACAAAAUGCGUAACGGAAAAUGGCGCAGAAACAUUAAUGCAACAAGCAGAAAAAGAUGACGAGUAUCCUUCUUUACGUGCAGAAGUUGCUGGUGUCGAUUGGCAGACCAUAAUAGCAAGAGAAUACUACUAUCACAAAUCUUGUUACAAGAAACUUGCCAAGAAACGAGUACACUGGCAAAUCAAAAAUGGGAAGACACAACGCUUGAGGAGAAAACAACAGAAGUCGCGCGAGAAAUCCGAAAGGAGUUAUUAG